Molecule: messenger RNA, 782 nt
Organism: Perca flavescens (yellow perch)
Lineage: Eukaryota; Metazoa; Chordata; Actinopteri; Perciformes; Percidae
Gene: chrac1
Product: chromatin accessibility complex subunit 1
Exons: 3
Coding region: 112-474 (120 amino acids)
Biological process (GO): chromatin remodeling; DNA-templated DNA replication
Cellular component (GO): nucleus; CHRAC
Molecular function (GO): protein heterodimerization activity
Source: RefSeq, a predicted model, not a curated record
CAGGUGGCGGUAACCAAGUAAAACGGCCACCAACCACCGUUAAUGUGAAGAAGAAGAAGAAACGCGUCACUGUUCAAAACAAAAGUUCCGCCUGUCUGGCGCCGUAUCCUCAUGAAGAUGUCUCAAAAUACUCCCGACAAAGACGACCAAACCUCAACUAACAAAAAAACCAUCUCCCUCCCAAUGUCCAGAGUGAGGUUGAUAAUGAAGAGCUCCCCCGAUGUCUCCAGCAUUAACCAGGACGCUCUUUUUCUCACCACCAAGGCUACAGAGCUGUUUGUCCAGCACCUGGCUCUCGCUUCAUUCAACGGCUCCGGGAAAGAAACCAACACUCUAUCAUACAGCGACCUGGCUCAAACCGCAGAGGAGAAGGAGACUUUCCACUUUCUUACAGAUAUCCUGCCUAAGAAGAUCUUGGCUCGAGAUUAUCUUCAAUCUUUGGACCAAAGGCAAGAUGAUGAUGCUGACUUUUAAAAAGGACACUGGCUACAUUUCACAUCUGGACAGAUGUUAUCAAAUGCACAUGUCCUGCCAUUCAUUAACUGCACUGGCAGAAGAGAUACCCUGAACUUUCUCAAUGCUUUUUUGAAUACAUUGAAAGAAUUCAGCUGUAGGGCUCAUGAAAGACGUUAGUGGACACAGAAUUCAAAGUAAAGCCACAUACAGUAGGCAAAAUGUAAAAUCAAGUGAAGACUUAGAAAUCCUUUUCAAACACAACAACACACUGACUCUUAGAGGUACAUAGAUGUUUUACUGUAUGUCUUAAGAUAAAUACUUGCUGA